CAUUCAUGAAACGUAUUUCCAGUUCCAGUAAAACAUUUAUUUUUUACGUUACAAAAAACCUAAUAAAAUCCAAGAAAUUUUGGAAGACACAAGCCGGACAGAAGUGUCCGAUUGGGUAUUGAAUGAUUAUCAAUUUUAUUUAUUAUUUAUUCGUAUAGUAUUUGUUUAAAUUUCUGAUAAUGCGCACCUGUGUACAACGCUUCGUCUGCCCAAACAAGCCUGUUUAUAGUACGGGCGUUCGCUCCACCUUUGUCUAUCCAAACGGGGGGACCUAUAAAGGUUAUUGGUUGCGCAACGAGUGCAAUGCCUGGGGAGUAAAGACUACGGCGGAGCGCACCGCCAGCGACUAUGCGCAGAAGAAACAGCCGGAGGGACAACUUAAAUAUAGUGGGACGUGGUCAAAAGGUAAGCGCCAAGGCUGCGGCUCAGUCGUACGCAAACGUGGCACAGAUCUGCAAGCCGUGUACAAUGGUCAGUGGUACGACGAUAUGAAAUGCGGGAUGGGCAAACAGUUCUAUACGGAUGGCUGCGUGUACUUUGGAUAUUGGGUGAGGAAUCGGCGCCACGGCCUGGGCAUUCAAUGGUUCGGCGAUGGCAGCAUCUAUGUGGGCGAAUGGGAGACAGAUUUCAGGCAUGGGCUUGGAGUUCACUUUUACGCUAAUGGCAAUCGUUACGAAGGUCAUUUUGCGCGUGGCUUUAAGAAUGGCGAGGGUGUCUUCUAUCACAUGCACACGGGUCAAAUUCAGAAAGGUGUCUGGGAGAAUGACAAUGCCAAGACAUCGGUUGUGCAGGAUGAACCCAUUAUCAGAUGCAAUGAUGCACCUACACCCUAUCCCAUACCCCCACUUCAUCUCAAGUACCCCAACGAGAUAAUGUGUGAUCUAUUUCGGCGCUAUAGGCCCAUGGCUAAUAAGCCCCGACGACGCUUUAAUGAUAAGGUCAGCCUCGAGUUUGUGCAUCACAAGCGACAAUUUGCCUCCUUUGAGGAGAGUGUGGCCACACCCACUAGGUUGGAUCUCUAUCCCAACUCUGGCUUUGUUUGCACCUGCAAUUGCAAAAUUUUAUGAGAAAUGGCUUAAAAAAAAGUAUUUCAAUCUAUGUAAGUCCUGCAAAUUUAAUCUAAU
Molecule: messenger RNA, 1124 nt
Organism: Drosophila hydei
Lineage: Eukaryota; Metazoa; Arthropoda; Insecta; Diptera; Drosophilidae
Product: MORN repeat-containing protein 3
Exons: 2
Coding region: 180-1067 (295 amino acids)
Source: RefSeq, a predicted model, not a curated record